Geodia barretti is the source of this 252-nucleotide messenger RNA. Lineage: Eukaryota; Metazoa; Porifera; Demospongiae; Tetractinellida; Geodiidae. The record is from the annotation of a GenBank genome assembly.
AUGCCAGCCAACCAUGAAUUGCUUGCACGCAUCACCGCCCGGCCGGAUGUAUUCGGUGGGAAACCCAUCAUCCGAGAUAUGCGGAUAUCGGUGGAAAUGAUCCUGAGCCUGAUGACCCAGGGAGUUUCAUCGGAGGCUAUUCUGGACGACUAUCCAGACCUCGAACCGGAUGAUAUCCGCGCCUGCACCGCCUACGCUCACGCGGUCAUCUCCGGAGACACGCUGGCUGCAGUGUCGGUCGGCGAGCCGUGA